Messenger RNA from Syzygium oleosum, 5895 nucleotides. Its product is annotated as proteasome activator subunit 4. The transcript has 35 exons. The record is from RefSeq and is a predicted model, not a curated record. Bases 193 to 5625 code for a protein of 1810 amino acids. NCBI's taxonomy places the organism in Eukaryota, Viridiplantae, Streptophyta, Magnoliopsida, Myrtales, Myrtaceae. Gene Ontology annotation, molecular function: peptidase activator activity; proteasome binding. Gene Ontology annotation, cellular component: nucleus; cytosol. Gene Ontology annotation, biological process: proteasomal ubiquitin-independent protein catabolic process.
CUCAUUUCUUGCCCAGAAAGAAAAUGAGCAGAAGAUCCCAUUGACACACCCGCUCCUCCGCUCUCCACAGAGUACUCCCCAACCGAAAGAGCUCGCUCCAGCUCCGCCAAGGCCUUCGACCUCCCGAUUCGCUCGCCGGUUCCGAUCACCGCGCCGGAUUGGAUCGCGCCGGUGAAGGGAAGGGAGGGGGAAAUGCAUCUGUACAAUGCGUGGCUCCCGCCGCCGGUGGCGGAGGAGACGAAGAAGGAGCGGGAGUCGUUCGCUUGGGCGGUGCGGUCCGUCCGCGAGUCGUGCCGCCCCGACGAUCCCGACUCCGUCUACUCCACACUCAAGUGGAUUUCCGUCCUCGAAGCUUUCAUAAAGGCGAAAAGUGAAGUAGAUCUGCAAGACGUGGCUGCUCUUGUGGAUUUUGGCUUGGAAUUGUUCCUUAAAUCACAGAAUAAGCUUCAUGCUCAGGUGAGGUGGGGAAGCAUUAUAGUCAGGGUCCUUAAUAAGUAUCGGAAGAAGUUGUCUCUGAAAGUUAUGUGGCGACCCUUAUACGAUACCCUUAUCCAUACGCAUUUUACAAGGAGUAAUGGUCCCGAAGGUUGGAGAUUGAGACAAAGGCAUUUUGAGACUGUCACUUCCCUUAUUCGAUCCUGUCGGAGAUUCUUCCCGCCUGGUUCUGCCCUUGAGAUUUGGUCCGAGUUUAAAUGCUUACUUGAAAACCCUUGGCAUAAUUCAUCCUUUGAAGGUUCUGGCUUUGUUAGACUCUUUCUUCCCACAAAUAUGGAUAACCAGGAGUUUUUUUCAAUGGAGUGGAUAAAAAAUUGUAUAGACCUCUGGGAUGCUGUGCCGAACUCCCAAUUCUGGAACAGUCAAUGGGCUGCAAUCAUAGCACGUGUGAUUAAGAACUACAACUUUAUUGAUUGGGAGCCUUUCUUGCCUGCUCUCUUUGCUAGAUACUUGAAUAUGUUUGAGGUUCCUGUGGCAAAUGGAAGCGCAUCGUAUCCUUUUUCUGCAGAUGUUCCUAGAUAUACAAGGUUUUUGUUCCCAAACAAGACGACUACACCUGCAAAGGCCAUUGCAAAAGCGAUUGUUUAUUCAUUAAAACCAGGAAGUUCUGCCCAAGAGCACUUAGAGAAAUUGAUCAACCUCUUAGAACAGUAUUACCAUCCAUCUAAUGGGGGUCGCUGGACUUAUUCACUGGAACGCUUCUUGUUCUAUAUGGUUGUUACAUUCCAGAAGCGCUUGCAUUGUGAACAACAGAACUUGGACAAUAAGGGAGCAGCUGAACUGGCCCUAGGGAAGCCAGAGAGAAAAUCUUUUGUCAGUGCAAUGCUGAGAUUAGUUGAUCGUGGCCAAUAUAGCAAGAGUGAGCACCUAUCUGAGACAGUUGCUGCAGCAACUUCCAUCUUGUCUUAUGUGGAACCUUCUCUGGUCCUUCCAUUUUUAGCUUCUCGGUUUCAUAUGGCAUUGGAGACGAUGACUGCAACACACCAGCUGAAAUCUGCUGUGACAUCAGUUGCAUAUGCUGGACGAGCUUUGUUUCUCACUUCUCUAUCAUCCUCUACUGUAAAACUGGAUGACAAUAGCAGUGAGGAGUCCUUUAUUGAUCUUUUGGUGGAGUCAUUGUCUAAUGCAUUACUUGGCAUGGAUGCAAAUGAUCCUCCCAAAACUUUGGCAAGCAUGCAAUUGAUUGGUUCCAUUUUUUCCAAUAUGGCUACUUUGGAAGAUCAUAAUGACGGGUUUUCAUUUACUUCGAGGAUCGGCAUUUCUGAGUGGCUAGAUGAGUUUUUAAUUCGCCUUUUCUUGUUACUUCUACACUUGGAGCCAAGUAGUGUUUUAAAUGAAGGUCUUUAUUCUUCAGCACCAUCAGGUACUUUUCUGGUUGACGAUGGUCCUACCUACUAUUGCAUGCUUGAAGUAUUGAUGGGGAGAUUGUCGAAAUCACUGUAUAACCAGGCUCUUAAAAAGAUCUCGAAGUUUGUCAAAACAAAUAUACUUCCUGGGGCAAUUGCAGAGGUUGGAAUGCUUUGUUGUGCAUGUGUCCAUGCUAACCCAGAAGAGGCAGCUGUUCACCUUGUGGAACCAAUUUUAUCAUCUGUCAUAUCCUCCUUGAAAGGAGCUCCCAACACAGGUUAUGGAGGAACUGGAACUUUUCAUGCUUCCACAAACAAGGAAAAGCCUACUCUUUCUCCAGCUCUUGAAGCAGCAAUUGAUUAUCAGCUAAAAGUACUGUCUGUUGCCAUAAACUAUGGAGGAUCUUCACUUCUAUGUUACCAGGACCAAUUCAAAGAAGCAAUACUUUCUGCAUUUGAUUCACCAUCUUGGAAGGUUAAUGGAGCGGGUGAUCAUGUAUUACGAUCUCUUCUUGGAAGCCUGAUUUCAUACUAUCCGGUUGAUGAGUACAAGUGUACUUUGCUCCAUCCUGAUUCUGCUAUGUUAGAGAAAUGGAUCAGCACAAAGGAUUAUCCUGGUGAUGAAACAUUGAUGGCUCCAAAGUGGCAUAUUCCAUCUGAUGAAGAAGUUCAAUUUGCAAAUGAACUUUUGAAUAUUCAUAUUCAAUCAGCUUUAGAUGAUCUUUUGAAGAUAUGCCAAACUAAGAUGCAUUCUGACCCAGGGGAUGAGAAAGGGCACUUAAAAGUGACUCUGUUGCGUAUAGAUUCGUCAUUGCAAGGAGUUGCAUCAUGCUUGCCUGAUUUCAGCCCAUCCUCCAAAAAUGGGAUGGUCAAAGAUCCAGGUCAUUUGCCAUUCUUGAUAGCUGGAGCAACUGGUUCAACUGUCGGCAGCAGGGCGCUGCGUGAGAAAGCUGCGGGGGUCAUGCAUACAGUGUGCAAGUACUUACUGGAGAAGAAAUCAGAUGACAGCAUUCUUCUGGUACUUGUGAUACGUAUAAUGGAUGCUUUAGGAAACUAUGGGAGUAUGGAGUAUGAGGAGUGGUCAAAUCAUCGACAGGCUUGGAAAUUGGAAACUGCUGCCAUAAUAGAACCUUCAGUGAAUUUUAUUGUGUCAUCUCAUUCUAAAGGGAAGAGAAGGCCAAGGUGGGCACAUAUUGACAAGGCAUAUCUGCACAGUACCUGGAGAACAUCACAGUCGUCUUACCAUCUGUUUCGCACAAGUGGAAGCUUUUCUCCAUCAGAUCAUUUGCUCAUAUUGAGUGAUGAUCUUCUGGAUCUUUCUCUGCAUAGUUAUGAAACUGUUCGAGCACUUGCUGGAAAGUCAUUAUUAAAGAUGAUAAAGAGAUGGCCAUCUAUGAUCUCGAAGUGCGUUCUUUCUCUAGCUGAGAACUUACAGAAUCCCAGUGCACCGGAAUAUGCAGUUUUGGGUUCUUGUGCAAUUCUUGCUUCGCAAACUGUUCUCAAGCAUUUGACCAUGGACCCCAAGGCAUGUUCUGCAUUUCUUAUUGGAGUUCUCUCAAGCUCCCAUCAUGAAUCACUAAAAGCUCAGAAAGCGAUCAAUGAGCUUUUUGUCAAAUACAAUAUCCACUUUGGGGGCUUGUCUAGAAACUUCUUCAAAACAUCAGAUGAUCAUGCAGAUACGCCGGACUUCUCGCAUUUGGUUUCGCAAAUUAGUUCAAUGGGUUUUGAUUCAGUGGGCUUGCAUUGGCGGUACAAUUUAAUGGCUAAUCGAGUUCUCCUGCUGUUGGCUAUGGCAUCUAGAAAUGACCCGCAUUUCUCUUCCAAGAUUCUGAGUGAAACUGCUGGUCACUUUUUGAAGAACUUGAAAAGUCAACUUCCUCAGACCAGAAUUCUAGCAAUCUCGGCUCUAAAUAUACUACUGAAAGAAUCGCCUUAUAAAUUAUCAGAUGAUGAAGGUGCAGGAGUCCACAAGGAAAUGCAAGGAAAUACUACAUCAUCUCUUGAAGGAGCAUUAACUCAUAUAUUCCAGGAAGAGGGUUUUUUUCAUGAAACAUUCAGCAGUCUUUCUCAUGUUCACAUAAUAACUGACACAGAAAGUGCAUCUGGCGGAAAACAGGGAAAUUCAUCUUUGCAGAGUGUAGCAGACAAAUCAAUCACCCGUUUUUAUUUUGACUUUUCAUCAUCAUGGCCUCGGACCCCUAGUUGGAUUUCCUUACUUGGAAGUAAUACCUUCUACUCAAACUUUGCAAGGAUAUUUAAGCGGCUAGUACAAGAAUGUGGCUUGCCUGUUUUAUUAGCACUGAGGAGUAGCCUGGAGGAAUUUGCAAAUGCAAAAGAGAGGGCUAAGCAAUGUGUUGCUGCUGAGGCAUUGGCAGGGGUACUGCACUCUGAUGUUGAUGGCCUCGUUGAAGCAUGGGACAGCUGGAUGAUGGUUCAGUUGCAGAAUGUCAUUUUGUCACAAUCUGUUGAAUCAGUACCUGAGUGGGCAGCUUGUAUACGCUAUGCAGUUACAGGAAAAGGAAAAUUAGGAACAAGACAUCCUGUCCUUAGAGAAAGAAUUUUAGAUUGUUUGGUUAAACCUUUGCCUCUAAACACGACAACUACGGUUGUUGCUAAGCGCUAUGCAUUCCUCGCUGCAGCUCUAAUAGAGUUGUCCCCUCAGAAAAUGCCAGUUUCGGAAGUACAUCUUCACAGUUGCCUGUUGAAAGAAUUGCUGGAUAACAUGUGCCAUUCCUCUGCACAGGUAAGGGAAUCUAUAGGGGUCACCCUUUCAGUAUUGUGCUCCAACUUUCAGCUGUACAGAUCACUUUGUGAAGAUCAUUCACAUGAAGGAGAAAUCAGUGAUGCACAUGACCAAAUUUGGGUCGAAUCUCUCACUAAACAAGCAUCUGAAAUGGUCAUACGGAUUCAAUCUUCUGGCCAGUCUGACGUCUUGGGGAGCUCUAGCACUACAAGUCAUGAAAAUGGUGGUUGUGGAAAUAACUCGCAAGAGGAUGUUAAGUGGAUGGAAACGUUAUUCCACUUCAUAAUAUCAUCUUUGAGGUCUGGAAGAUCUUCUUAUUUGCUUGAUGUACUGGUGGGGUUUCUUCAUCCUGUAAUUUCCUUGCAGGAAACAUCACAUAAAGAUCUGUCAGCAUUGGCAAAGGCAGCUUUUGAAUUGUGGAAAUGGAGGAUUUUCUGGAAGCCCAAUCUGCAGAAGGUGGUGCAUGUAAUUCUUUCUUCAGUCAAUGAUCCUAACUGGCGGACAAGAUCUGCUACUUUAACGUAUCUGAGAACGUUCAUGUACAGGCACACUUUUAUUCUCUCUUUUACAGAGAAAAAGCAAAUCUGGGAAACAGUGGGGCGACUACUCGUAGACAACCAAGUUGAGGUAAGAGAGCAUGCUGCUGCAGUGUUAGCAGGCUUGAUGAAGGGAGGGGAUGACAAUUUAGCUAGUGAAUUCCGUACUCGUGCUCUUGCAGAGGCAAAUGAUACGUUGAAAAAGAAAAGGAGAAGAAAUAUAAGCUCUGGUCAAUCUAUCGCUUCGGUGCAUGGCGCCGUACUUGCUCUGGCUGCUUCUGUGUUAUCAGUCCCUUAUGAUAUGCCGAGUUGGCUACCUGAGCAUGUUACGUUACUGUCGCGAUUUGCCUGGGAGCCAUCUCCCGUGAAAUCCACCGUGACAAAAGCAGUUGCGGAGUUUAGACGGACUCAUGCAGACACAUGGACUCUUCAGAAAAAGUCGUUCACCGAGGAGCAACUUGAGGUCCUGGCCGACACUUCCUCCUCGUCGUCCUAUUUUGCUUGAUCGACAUUACUUUUCCGUUGGCAAAUGGACGGUACACAAAAACAACAGGAUGAAGUAUAACAGCAUAGAAGCUCAGCCUCAUUUAUAUAGGUUUGCUUAUAGAUGUCUUGUAAUAAUCUGCAACGUGCACUCAGUUUUUCUUACUCCCUAUUGUAAUAGUUCAUUACUGCCUUUGAGCGUAGGUGGCUUUUAACUUCCUCUCCUGUCUUCUUGUUUAAACUCUAUACUAUACCAUUGCAUCCAUUGGAUCAUCAAAUUCAGAUGGUAAAA